GCUAAAUUAUCUUCUUCCCCGUUCUUCCUCCAUGUGACUUCCUUCUCUCUCAUCCCUCUCUCUCUCUCUCUAUUCUCAAUUUCUUUCUUCUCAUUAAACAUUUCAGACAUGGCCAUGGAAGUGAAGCUCCAAUUGAUUCCAAUUCUGAUCUGCAUUCUCCUCGUGCUCUCAAUUCCGGAAAUUAUCGAUGCCGCCGAUGCAGUCGCCGGCAGCUCUCUCAGACUUAGCCUGGGGAACGGAACCCUAGAACGGCCGGUCCAGGCGGAGCUCCGCCUGGUGGAAGACGACGAUGAGGAGGAUGAGGAAGGAUUUGAGGAAGAAGAAGAGUUAGGGCAGCGCAGAUCUCUGGUGUACUGGGGGCAUCAAUGGCCGCGGCGGCGCUACUACAUUUCGUACGGCGCGCUGUCGGCGAACCGGAUUCCGUGUCCGGCCCGGUCCGGGAGGUCGUACUACACGCACAAUUGUUACAGGGCACGUGGACCUGUGCGUCCCUACGUCAGAGGCUGCUCCGCCAUUACACGCUGCCGGAGCUGAAAUCAAAAGCCUCCUUAGCUGGCUCUCUGAUCCGGGACUUUGUCUAAUUUCUACUUCAUUGCCCUGCCCUUUUUGUGAGAAUUUAUAUAUAUAGUUAAUUAAUUAAAUAAAUGUGAGCGGUGAAAGUUCACAGCUACCAUUGUUGUCCUGGACUGGAUCUUCAAUUCUUGCAUUUAUUGAUGAUAUAGUUUAUAGUA
Messenger RNA from Andrographis paniculata, 731 nucleotides. Its product is annotated as protein RALF-like 34. The transcript has a single exon. Lineage: Eukaryota; Viridiplantae; Streptophyta; Magnoliopsida; Lamiales; Acanthaceae. The record is from RefSeq and is a predicted model, not a curated record. The coding region runs from base 109 to 534 and encodes 141 amino acids.